GCAUUGAACUGUGUAGAUCUCCUGUUGGGUCCCAGCCUUUGGGGCCAGCCCCGCGGCCCUGGGGGUGGAGCCCACGUCCGGAGGCCGGGGUUGAUAAGCCCGCCCGGUCUCCGGGACUCCGGACUCGCCCCUUGUUUGUAGCCCGAGCCGGAGACCGGAGCCAGGCCUUGGGUAUCUCCAAGGAGGUCGCCCAUCCAGCCGUGCCAUGGCAGCGCCGUCCAGGCUCCUGAUCCGCGGGGGUCGCGUGGUCAACGCCGACUCCUCGCAGGUGGCGUACGUGCUGGUGGAGGACGGCGUGGUGCGGGCGCUGGGGCGCGACCUGCUGCCGCCCGGGGGCGCGCCCGCGGGGCUGCGGGUCCUGGACGCCGCGGACAAGCUGGUCCUGCCCGGCGGCAUCGACACCCACACGCACAUGCAGUUCCCGUUCAUGGGCACGAGGGCCGUCGAUGACUUCCUGCAGGGCACCAAGGCGGCCCUGGCGGGAGGCACCACCAUGAUCAUCGAUUUUGCCAUUCCUCAGAAAGGCGGCUCCCUCCUCACAGCCUUCGAGACCUGGCGGAGCUGGGCGGACCCCACGGUCUGCUGCGACUACAGCCUGCACGUGGCCGUGACCUGGUGGAGCGACCAGGUGAAAGAAGAAAUGAAAAUCCUUACCCGAGAUAAAGGUGUGAACUCCUUCAAGAUGUUCAUGGCCUAUAAGGACGUGUACAUGGUGAGGGACGCGGAGCUGUACGCGGCCUUCUCUCGGUGCAAGGAAAUCGGAGCGAUUGCGCAGGUCCACGCGGAGAACGGAGACCUGAUCGCGGAGGGAGCAAAGAAGAUGCUGGCUUUGGGGAUCACAGGCCCCGAGGGCCAUGAGCUGUGCCGCCCAGAAGCCGUGGAGGCAGAGGCCACGCUGAGGGCCAUCACCAUCGCCAGCGCCGUCAACUGCCCCCUGUACAUCGUGCACGUGAUGAGCAAGUCUGCAGCAAAGGUGAUCGCGGAUGCCAGGAGAGAUGGGAAGGUGGUGUAUGGAGAACCCAUAGCCGCAAGUCUGGGCACAGAUGGCACUCACUACUGGAAUAAAGAAUGGCACCACGCAGCCCACUACGUUAUGGGGCCCCCCUUGAGGCCAGACCCUUCAACUCCUGACUACCUCAUGAAUCUAUUGGCUAAUGGUGAUCUGACCACGACGGGGACUGACAACUGCACGUUCAACACCUGCCAGAAAGCUCUCGGGAAGGAUGAUUUUACUAAGAUUCCCAACGGGGUGAACGGCGUUGAGGACCGGAUGUCAAUCAUAUGGGAAAAGGGCGUGCACAGCGGCAAAAUGGAUGAAAACCGAUUCGUGGCGGUUACCAGCACAAACGCAGCUAAGAUCUUUAAUCUCUAUCCAAGGAAAGGGAGAAUAGCUGUGGGAUCAGAUGCUGACAUUUUUGUGAUCUGGGACCCAAAAGCCACAAGGACUAUCUCGGCAAAAACUCACCAUCAGGCUGUGAACUUCAACAUCUUCGAGGGCAUGGUGUGCCACGGGGUGCCCCUCGUGACCAUUUCCAGGGGCAAAGUAGUAUAUGAAGCGGGAGUUUUCCAUGUCACAGCAGGAGACGGGAAGUAUAUUCCUCGCAAACCAUUUGCUGAGUACGUUUACCAAAGGAUCAAGCAGCGGGACCAGACUUGCACACCUACCCCCGUGGAGCGUGAACCCUAUAAGGGAGACGUUGUCCUCCUGAUAGACACAGAAGACUCCACUGCUGGGACCAGGAAACAGACCUACCCCUCACUGUGUGCUGUUGGUAAGGGACGGUGGACAAGGAAAUUAUUCCAACAUGACAACAUCUGAAAUUAGCAUCUCUCUCUCCAUGGCCAUUUGAAGAGUUCAUGGUCAAGGUCAAAGGCUUCAAAGGGACAUGAGACUCAAGGACAGUUUAGCCAAAGGAAGAAUGAUAAAAGACCUCUUGACGCAGAACACUGAGAUGAGCCUCCAGAUUGAAGGAGACCUUGGGCCAGCUAGAGAUUUAUUCUCUGAGAUGUUAGGAAGUAGUCACCAGAGCCAUGGUAAAGCCAAUGUGAGCAAGAAGCGGUAGCUGGUGACACAGUAGACCUGUCAUUGAGGAAAGUUGGCACCACUUAAAACAGGGAGGACAAUUUCAUGGUCAAAGUUUAUAAUUUGAUUUAAGACUUUAUCUGGAAAGAUAAAUCUUCGUAUUGUGAAGGCAAAUAUAUUCUAGAACUUAAAGUGAAUGAAAAAUGAAUCAUGUGGCUUUUGGGGGUAUAAUUUUUCAGGAAAAUUAUUUGAUAGUAUGUGAUAUAUUUUAUUUCACAUGUAAUUUUUGGAAUAAUAUUAUAGAUAUGGUCAAUUUUUGAAAAAAAAAUUUUAGUGCUUCAUCAAUUUUCCUCUUAGUAUUUUGACAUCCGGAACUUUCUUUUUUAAAGUAUCUUGCACAUUUUCUUUCUCUCUCUCUCUCUCUUUUUAGUAGUUUUCUGGUCUUGCAAAGCCAAAUAUCUAUUUGACAGUGGCUUUGCUGUGACUUAAGCAUCUCUCUAACGUAUCUUCCACUGACUUCAUGAAAUCUACACAUUUUCUCAGUUUUGCAAUUUCACUAGACUAAAUUGUUAAAGCUUGUGAUACAUUUUCAGAUGUUUCAGAACAGCGCAGUCUUCAAAACUCUUACAUAAAA
Messenger RNA from Myotis davidii, 2657 nucleotides. RefSeq names its product dihydropyrimidinase (gene DPYS). Gene Ontology annotation, biological process: pyrimidine nucleobase catabolic process. NCBI's taxonomy places the organism in Eukaryota, Metazoa, Chordata, Mammalia, Chiroptera, Vespertilionidae. Gene Ontology annotation, cellular component: cytosol; cytoplasm. Gene Ontology annotation, molecular function: dihydropyrimidinase activity. The record is from RefSeq and is a predicted model, not a curated record.